Messenger RNA from Gryllus bimaculatus (two-spotted cricket), 879 nucleotides. The record is from the annotation of a GenBank genome assembly. NCBI's taxonomy places the organism in Eukaryota, Metazoa, Arthropoda, Insecta, Orthoptera, Gryllidae.
AUGCAGUACUCAAAGGCUAGAAAUGAGGAAGCAAUUCAGGUGGUGAAAGAUGCGAUUGAUUUGGGAUAUCGUCAUAUAGAUACUGCUGCUGUCUAUGAGAAUGAAAAAGAUGUAGGAAUAGCAAUUGAAGCAAAACUUCAAGAAGGGGUCAUCACACGUGAAGACAUCUUCGUAACUAGUAAGUUGUGGUGCACUACCACUAGAAGAGAUUUGGUAAUUCCUGCUUUGAAGAAAACUCUUUCAGAUCUAAAACUGGAAUAUUUAGAUCUCUAUCUUAUGCACUGGCCUAUGUCAUUUAAGGAAGGGACUGGUAGUUUUAUUCCGCAAGAUCCUGAUGGCAAAGUUUUGAGUAUUGACAGAGAUUAUGUUGACACGUGGAAAGAACUGGAGAAAUGUGCUGAAUUAGGUCUUACAAAGAGUAUUGGAGUUGCUAAUUUCAAUACUCAACAGUUAUCUAGAGUAAUUAAGAAUGCUACUAUUAAACCUGUGAUAAAUCAGAUCGAAUGUCAUCCUUUUUUGAAUCAGAAGCAUUUAAUUACAUUUUGCAAAGAAAAUGGCAUUCUGAUAACUGCUUUCAGUCCUCUAGCAAAUCCUGGGAAACAAGUGGUAGCAGGAAAACCAAAACUAAUUGAUCAUCCUCUUCUGAAAGAAAUAGGAACAAAAUAUAAUAAAACUAAUGCCCAAAUUGCUCUGCGAUAUUUGAUUCAAUUAGGAGUGAAUCCCAUUCCCAAAUCAUCCAAUAAGCUUCGUCUUGCAGAAAACAUAAAUAUUUUUGAUUUUGAAUUAAAUGAUGAAGAUAUGAAACUUUUUAUGUUGAUAUUUUCUGAACUCCGCAGGUCUAUUGGUGCAUAUCAUUAUCCAUUUGCUGAUGAAUUGUGA